Molecule: messenger RNA, 738 nt
Organism: Scleropages formosus (Asian bonytongue)
Lineage: Eukaryota; Metazoa; Chordata; Actinopteri; Osteoglossiformes; Osteoglossidae
Gene: nupr1b
Product: nuclear protein 1b
Exons: 3
Coding region: 154-378 (74 amino acids)
Biological process (GO): negative regulation of cell population proliferation; regulation of transcription by RNA polymerase II; negative regulation of cell cycle
Cellular component (GO): nucleus
Source: RefSeq, a predicted model, not a curated record
CCGAGCUGCACUGGAAAACAACAGGAACAGAAGCGGGGAGCAGGCGUGCGGUCGGAGAGACACAACACACUGCGCAUAUAAUCAGUGCUCAGUCAUCAGUCCUCGGUCAUCAGUCAUCGUCUUUGCUGCUUUGUGAGCCUCUGUCUUCCAGCCAUGAGUUUUGUGGACGUGAAAAAACUAGAACCCACCACCUUCGAGGAGAACUACUACGACCAGUACGAGUACUACAACCUGACUGAGCGGUACUGCGGUGGCGCGAGCCGCAAGGGCCGCACAAAACGCGAGGCCAGCUGCAACACGAACCGACACUGUCCCGCGGGGCACGAGCGCAAGAUCACGGAGAAGCUGCAGAGGUCCGAGAAGAGGGGCAAAGAGUGAGCGGGGGACUCACCAAGAUGACCCCGGACGGACAAACAUGGUAAAGGACCACAACCGCCUUGGAGAUGGACCGCAAAAUGGACAGAGAGCAGAUGCGGACUGGAGACUACAGAAGAGGCCCAUCAGAUUGAGACGUGGUGAAACAGGGUGAAGAGCCUGGCAGAUUGGAGGGUUUGGACCCAAAGAGCCGACACCGCUGCGCAGGUGGAGACGGCGACUCGAGAGCCGGACCGUCAACCUGACUGCGUAACAGAUGAGAAGAGGAGGAGGAGGAGAUGCGCUUGUCAUGGGCAAAAACAAGCCCACAUUUACUACAGUGAAAUACAUGCUCACUUUGAAAUAAACACUCUUUACACCUAC